AUGGUCCUCGCAAAGAAGCACGUCCCUAUCGUCAAGAAGCGCACCAAGACCUUCUGGCGCCACCAGUCCGACCGCUUCAAGUGUGUCCCUUCGUCAUGGCGCAAGCCCAAGGGUAUCGACAACCGCGUCCGUAGACGCUUCAAGAGCAACAUUCCGAUGCCCUCGAUCGGAUACGGCUCCAACAAGAAGACCAAGCACAUGAUGCCCUCUGGCCACAAGGCCUUCCUCGUCCACAACCCCCGGGACGUUGAGCUUCUGCUCAUGCACAACCGCACCUACGCCGCUGAGAUCGCUCACGCCGUCUCCUCCCGCAAGCGUGUCGACAUCCUCGCCAAGGCCAAGGCUCUCGGUGUCAAGGUCACCAACCCCAAGGGCCGUGUCACCACUGAGGCUUAA
Messenger RNA from Aspergillus chevalieri, 396 nucleotides. It is a transcript of the gene RPL32, whose product is annotated as 60S ribosomal protein eL32. NCBI's taxonomy places the organism in Eukaryota, Fungi, Ascomycota, Eurotiomycetes, Eurotiales, Aspergillaceae. Gene Ontology annotation, biological process: translation. Gene Ontology annotation, molecular function: structural constituent of ribosome. The record is from RefSeq and is a predicted model, not a curated record. Bases 1 to 396 code for a protein of 131 amino acids. The transcript is spliced from 4 exons. Gene Ontology annotation, cellular component: cytosolic large ribosomal subunit; ribosome.